Plasmodium malariae is the source of this 8649-nucleotide messenger RNA. RefSeq names its product reticulocyte binding protein 1a, putative. The transcript has 2 exons. Bases 1 to 8649 code for a protein of 2882 amino acids. Lineage: Eukaryota; Apicomplexa; Aconoidasida; Haemosporida; Plasmodiidae. The record is from RefSeq and is a predicted model, not a curated record.
AUGUUUCCAUGUGCUUUAUACUUUUUUUCGGAUGAAUAUUUGAUAACAACAAAUGGAGAAAAUGUUUUAGAAGAUAUAAAGGGAAAGGAUGGGAAUUUAGACUUUUAUAGUUUGGAUUAUAAUUCAAAGAAAGCUAACAAAUUGAAAUAUAACAGAGAGAAAAAAAUAUAUAUAAAAAAUAUGAAUUUUCUAGGUGAAAAAGGGAAUAUUAGAAAUAUCGAUAAUGUACAAAGCGAAGAUGUAGUAGUAGCACAUUCAUCAAAUGAUAUAUCUUUUGAGAACUUAAAAGGUUCUAAUAUUGGAAAAAAUUUAUCAAAUCAUGUUUAUAUAAAAAAAGAUAGUCUAUAUAAUUCUAAUGAAAAUAAUAAUAUAAAGGGAGAAAUAAACAACGAAAAGAAUUAUAUUGCAAAAUCCUUUAUUCACAAUGAGGAAGAGGCUUAUAAUAUAAGAAAGAGUUUAUAUGAUAAGAUGGAUCAACAUGCGGUAUUUAAUCCAUUUAUUGACAUGGAAAUUGAUUUUAUUGAUUUACAAUAUUUUAAGGAUAUUUUGGAUCUGAUUCCAGGGAAUACAUCAUACUCUAAGUAUUACAAUGAAGAAUUUAAAAAAAUAAUUGAUGAAUAUUCUGAUAUUUUAAGUAACCUUGUAAAAACGUGUAUAACAGAAAAAAUGGAAUUGAUAAAAUUAGAACAUGAAAUAAAAUAUCCUAAAAAGGAUUCUAUGGAAAAAAAAUUAGAAGAAAAGUCAAUAGAACUUGAAUCGAAAAGAGAACUAUAUCAUAAUAAAUUAAAUAAUUAUUAUAAAAAUAUUAAGCCUAAAAUGGAUGAAGUUAGAAAUAAAGGACAUGCUCUUUUGCAAGAAUCAUAUUGUACAGAGAAUUGUAGUACUUAUAUAGCGAAGUAUGAUGAUCUUGUCGAAAAAAUUUUAUUAGAUAUUAAAAAUUAUGGAAACAAAGGACAUGUAGUUCUUGAAAAAAGUAUUAAUGAUUUCUCUUUUUUGGAUAUGAUACUACAAUAUAGUAAUCAACAAAACAAUGAUAUGAGGGAAAGUAUUAAUACCUUGCAAUUACUAGGAGAAGAAAUAAAAGAAAUUUCGGAAAUAUAUCUUAUUAAUAGUACUCUAAUUAACGAUUUAACUAAUUUUUUCUUAGAAAUAAAGAAGAUUAAGGAGCCCAUAGAUUCAAAACAAUUUACAGAAAAACUGAAAACACUAAUACGAAAUAGCUGCCUUUUUCGUCAUAUACAUAAGUUCAAUGAACCAAUAACACAGAUAUAUGAAACAAAGGUAACAAGUUCUAACAAAUUAUUUACUAGUGUUAUAGAGAAAUUACAAAAUGAAACUGAAUCACUUAUUAAAACCUUACUUGAUGAUUUGGAGUUUCACGAAAUUCGAAAAAAUUCAGAAGAAAUAACAAAUUAUGUAAAAAAUAUGUAUGAUAAAAAUAAAGAAUUAUAUGAUUCUAUGAUUAAAGGAUUAGACGAAAAUAUAAAUCUAAAAAUUGAUAAGCUGGAUGAAUUUUUAUCUUAUCAAUAUUAUAUUAAUGAUGAUAUAGUAAAUUAUAAUGAUUUCAUUUCUCUAAAAUAUAAGCAUAUUUAUAUACAUUUAAAAGCUGAAUGCGAAAAAGAUUUACGUGAAAGGAAAUUACUUCCAAAUAAUGUAUUAAAAGCAAAAUUGUUUUUAGAAAUAAUAAUUAAAAUUAAGGCGGAUGAAAAAAUUAUUAGUGAAAGUUUUGAUACAGCAAAGAAAUUUUAUGAAAAAAUUAAAGAUCUCAAAAAAGAAUUUGAAGAAGCAUAUGUAGAAUUUGAAGAAGUUAAGAAUGAAAUAAAUAAAAUGAAAAAUAUAGACGAUAACAGAGAUAAAAAUAUAGAAGAAAUUAAAGACAAAUUAGAACAUAUAACUAAAAAACAGAAUAAUUUAAAGGAAGUUGCAGCGUUAAAAGAUAAAGGAAAUGUGGAAAUUACAGCGAGUGAUGAAUUGCUUGCCAUAAUACCAAAUAAGAAUGAGAAUGAAUUUAAAAAUAAAAUAGAUAAAACUAGAGAUGAUAUGAAUUCUCUAUUUAAAUCUUUAAAUAAUGAUAACAUAAAUAGACUUAUUGAAUCAACUGAAGAAUUUGUGAAUCAAAAAAAAAAUAUUUCUUUUGAAGAUAUGGCUUCUGAAGUUAUAGAGAAUCAUCUACAAGAUAUUAGAAAUAAGUUUGAUAAAAUAAAUUUUAUCAGUGACGAUAAAAUGAAGGAAUUGCAUGAUAAAAUGAAGGAACAGGUAACUAUUGCUGAAAAUAUUAAAAAAGAAAUUGUAAAAAAAGAAAUUGAAAAUCUACAAAAAGAAUUGGCAAAAUUUUUUAGUACAUUUAAUAGUGAACAACAAGAGCUCCUGAUUAGUCUUGAAGAAUACAAAAGAGAAGGAGAAAAGAUACAAAAAUAUAGAGAUAGUUUAUUGAAGAGAGAAAAUGAAUACUUCAGUAGUGUUCAUGUAGAUACAAAUGAUCUAGAAAAAACAAAAAACCAAGCAGAGCUCGAUAAGCUUCAGGAUACUUUUGCUAAGAAAAAAGAUGAAAUAUCUAGAAAAAUUAAUAAUAUAAAGGACCUAAUAAACACUGCGAAUCCGCACUUAAACUUUUACAGUUUUGUUGAAAAAUAUUUCAACAUAAAUGAAGACAAAAAGGGAGUUGAAAAUAUUAAAGCUUUAAAAGAUAAAAUUAAUAAUGUAGACAUGAAUAAACAAGUACUUGAAUUGGAAAACGAUUUUAAACGUAAAACUGAUGCGUUAGAAAAUGACAUAAUAAGCAUUAAAAGUAUAACUAAAAAGUUAAUUUCACUUAGUACAUUGAAUAAGAAUAUAAAUCAAUGUGAUGAAAAUAAUGGAGCAGCUGAACUUUUAAAAAAUAAUGCCAAAAGAUUAAGGGAAGAAGUGGAAAAGGAAAUCGGUGUAACUCAAGAUGAUAAAGUUAUAGGGAAGGAUAUAAUUAAAACUCUUGUGGAAAAUUUAAAUGUUAAAUUAAGUAAUCUAGAUAAUAAAUUAAAACAAAAUGAAAUUGAUGACUUAGUAGAAAAAUUAACAGAUUUAAAGAACUUGUACUCAAAAUCCAAAAUAUCUGUUCACGAAGAAAAAGAAGAAUAUCAUUUACAAGAUGUUUUCACAGAAACUAAUAAAUUGGAAGAAAUUAAAACAAAGUUUAAUGAAUUAAAUGUUUAUUAUGAAAUAUUAAAUAAAAAUAAAAUUACAUUAUUUAAAAAUAAUUCCACUAUCUAUAUAGAAUCUAUUUACAGUCUUAUUAGAAAUGCAAUUGAUAAAAUAAAGCAUGAAGAGAAGGAGAUUUUAAAAUCUGUAAAAAACAUAGAAGAAAAAUUAAAUGUUAUUGAAGUCAAUGAAGCGUACAAAAAUGUUAUAAACUUAGAGAAUGAGAAAAAAAUACAGGUUGUAAGAACAUCAAUUAGAGAAAUAAAAAAAUUGGUUGAUAGAUAUGAAGGAGAAAUGAUUAAAUUAGAAAAUAAUUCUAGUAAUUUAAAAAAGAGGGCUCAAGAAAAGGAAAAUGACAUUGAACAUUUAAAUAAAAUAAAGAAUGACAUGAAAAUUAUUUAUGAAGAAUUAAAUAAAAUUUUUGGUGACAUAAAAUCAGGAACGGAAAAUGAAUUGAAGGUCGCAUAUAAAGAUACGAACAAUAUAGAAAUAUUGUAUGAGAGAAAUUUAAUUGAAUAUAUUUUAGGAAAGAUAGGAAUUGAAAAAAAUAAAUCUCAAAAGAGUAUGGAAGAAAUUAAAUCUCUUAAAGAAAAAAUAGAAGAUAUAAUAAGUAACACGCACGGUGCAGAAAAAGAUGAAGUAACUUUAAGCAAGUGUAAGGAACAUUUUGAGAAUGCUAAAAAAUACGAGGUUGUAAUAAAAGAUAUUGAACAAGAAUCCACUAAAUUAAAGAGUAAAUCACAGAAUGUCGUAAUCUUUGAAGAAAUAAGUAAAAUUAAAGGAAAUGUUAACAUAAAUUUGCAAAGAAGUGUCCAAGAAAAUGGUAACAUAAAUAAUGUGUUGCUUGAACUUAAAGGCAUUAAUAAUCUGUUAAUAUCUUCAAGUUUUGAUAGUACUAUGGAAUAUAUUAAAGUGAACAUGGAAGAAGCUAAUAAGAAGAGCAAUCUAACAAAAGAAGUAUAUGAUAAAACAGUGGAUGAGGAGAAAAGAGUAAAGGAAAAGUUUGAGAAGGCACAUAAAUUAAAAGAAGAAAUUAGUAAAGAUUUAGACGACAGUAAAAUUGACAAUAAAGUAAAAGAAAUUGAGAAAAUAAAAAAUGAAAUUUCAAAAAUAAAAGAAGAUGCCCACAUAUUUUUAGAAGACUCCAAAAAAUAUAAUAAAAUAUGUUUAACACAUUUUGAGAAUACGAAGAAUGGAAAAAAUUAUAUUGAAUAUUUAAAAAAUAAGGAUAAUGGUGAAAAACAGGGGAGAUCAAAUAUUGAUAUAAGGGAAGUAGAUGAUAAGGUUAGCAAGGCUCAACAAGCUUCACUUGAAGCUGUUCAUUACGAAAAGGAAACUGAAAAAAGUUAUAAAUCAAUUUCAAAGUUUACCGAUGACAUAAAUAAUCUUUUUAAUGACUCCUUAAUUAAGGAAGUGAAGACAAAAUGCGAAAAACUAAAUGAUGAAAUACAACAAGUAAUAGAACAAAUAAAAAAUGUAGGCUCUACGAUUGGGGAAGAACUAGAUAAGAAUAAGGAAAAAAUAACUGAACUGAAGAAACAGUUCAAUAUUGAAAUAAAGGAAGGUGAACAGCUUAAUGAAAUUUCAAUGGAAUCAUUUUUAGAAAUACAGAAUUAUAGAAAAGAGUUGGACAACCUUCUAUUAAAUUUAGAAAAUAUAAAAAUUAACAAAGAUAAUUUUAUAAAUACUGCUAAUAAACCAAUGGAAUCAAUUUUAUCCAUCCCUGAAUUAAAUAAGAAAAAUUCCUUACAGGAUCUAAAAAAUGACAAAACAAAUUAUGAGAAAAAUUUGGAAAAAAUUAAAACUGAAAAAAAUCUUAUAGACGGUGAAGAAAAAAAGCUGAACGAAAUAAGUAAGAAAAUAAUUUUUAUAGAAAAUGAACUAAAUAAAUAUAAAAAAGACUAUGAAAAUGGAUUGUUAAAGAAGAUCAAGGAAAAUGCUCAUGUGAGAAAGCAAAAUUUUGAACUAACUAGAGAUGAAAUAAAUUCAUUGAUAGACCCUUCUACAUCCGUUUUUGUUAAAUUUAAAUUGGAGGGAUAUGAUAUAACUAAUAAUUUAAAUAAUUACAGAACAAAAAUUAAUAGAUUUCAUACAGAUUUUAAUGAUUCUUUUAAUACAAUAAUUAGCUAUGAAUCUAAAGUUAAUGAUAAUUCUGUAACAUGUAAUGACGCACAAAAAUUAAGAGCGCAAGCGCAAAUAGAAGAAGAGAAACUUAGAAAUAAAGAAGAGGAGGCAAAAACACUAUUGUAUGAUAUUAAAAAAGAGGAAUCAUUAAGAUUAUUAAAUGAUAUGAAGAAAAAGUUGAAUGCUGAAAAGGAAUAUAUUACUAAUGAUCAUUCAAGAAUUAAUAUACAUAAGGAGAACAUUGAGAAAAGUGUUAAUAGUUUAAAAGAACUAAAUGAUAUAAAUAAGAGUUUAAGUAUUUUAAACUAUUCAAUAAAUAAUGUUAAUGAAACGAAAGAAACAAGACACGCUUAUCAUAACAGGGAGGCGAAAAAAAUAUAUGAAAACAUGAUUGAAGUAGCAAAUCAUUUUUUGAAUGAUGAAAAUAAAAUAAAAUUAGAUUUAGAUAUAAAUUUGGAAAGACCAACUUUAAAAACAAACAUAGAAUCUGAUAUCUUUAAAAUAAUAAAGGAAGCAAUUGUUAUUUUAAAGUGUAUUGAAGGAUAUUUGGACAAUAUAAUGAAAAAACAAAUAGCAAGUGAAAAGUUGAUAACACAAGCUAAUGAUAUUUAUUAUGCAAUAAAACUAAGGAAUAAUUGCAACAAAAAAAUAGAUGAAACAAAAAGUAAAGAAGUUAUCGUUUCGAGGAGUAUAAAGGAUGCAUUGUAUAAAUUAAAAAAAAUUGAAGAAUUAAAAUGCCAGCAUGAAAAUUAUGGUGAUAUAUUAGAAGGUAGAGAUGAAUAUGAAAAUUUAAAAAAUAUUACAAUUAUAUAUCAGGAUAAAAAAGGAAAAAUGGAAAAGGAAUCUCUUUUCAAAGAAAUGGAAAAUAAAUUGCAAAAUUUCAGAUCUUCUUUAAAUAAUUUAGAAGAACUGGUUAAACCUUCGAAGGAAAACGCAAACGAUAUUACUAAAAUGAAAAAAUGCAAUGUGGACAUUGAUGCAGUUAGCAAAGAACUAAACACUAUAGAUAGUAGACUUUUAGAAAUCAAUUCUACUUUUGAAGAAUUAUUACAGUUAGGAAAAAGUUGUCAGACGCAUUGGAUAUCUUUGAUUAGCAGUACUUUAAAUAAUAAAAUAUCAAAGUACUUAAUGAUAAUUAGAAAACAAAAGGAAAAUACUGAAAACUUUAUGAUAUUUGUUAAAAAAAAUUUUUCUUCUACCAGUGAUUUUGUUUCUGAAUUAAAAAAAUUCUAUGAUAGGAAUCUUUCAAUUAAUAAUGGAACUAGUAUUGUUGAAAGUGCAGAUGAGAAUUCUAAGAAGUUUAAGCAACAGGAAGUGGAAGUUAGAGGAACCAUUAAAGAUAUAAAAAGCAUAUUAUAUGCCUUUGAUCCAAGUGCAGACAUUAGUAUUGCAGAUAAGGGUAUUCAUAAUAUGGUAAAGCUUUAUAACAAAAUGAAAAGAGAAAAAACAGAAAUAGAUAAUAUUUAUGAAAAUAUGAGUAUAAUUAAAUUAAAAGAAAUAGAAAAUAGUUGUGAUGCUUUUAAUCCGGUACUAGAACUACAUAGGAAUAUGACAAAAACAAAAGAGAAAGAUUUCUUGGAAAGGGAAAAACAGUUAAAAAAUAUUUAUAAUAAUAUAAAAGAGAAAGAACUUCAUUUUAAUAAAACUUGUCUUAAAUAUUCUCCAGGUUCUAUAAAAGAGGCUAACGAAAUAUAUAAUAAUAUUGAAUCUGAAAUGAAAAAAUUAGAAGCUUUUGAAAACAAUAAUAAUGACAAUUAUAUAAUUAAUGUGGAAAAAUACAAAGAGCACAUCACCCGUUUAAUGGAUAGAGCAGAUAUAUUACUGAAUGAAGUAGACAUCUUCAAAAGAGAAAACAAUUCCAAUAUAAUGGAUGUAAAUAAAGAUAUGGCACAUAAAAUGUCUACUAACGUAGAAGAAAUUACAAGGAAGUUAAAUAAUUCAAAAAGCGAAUAUGGGAAGAUAUUAAAUAAUAUAAUACAAAAUGAGAGUAUAUUGUUAAAUAUUAAUCUUAUGAAGAAGAAUAUUAGAGAAAUUUUUGAAGAAAUAAAAAAAAAAAAAGAAUCUCAGUUAAGUGAGUUAAAAGAACAGUGGAAAUUAAACCAAAUAAAAGAAAUGUUAGAUGAUAUUAACAGUAUUGUAACAGAAAAUGUAAAACAUCAUAAAAUAGAUGAAAAAAUAAAAAAGUUGACCAAAAAUCACGAAGAAAGAAAAGGUAUACCGAAAAAUUACAGUUCUGUUGAUGAUAUAGAUAAUGUAUUAAAUGAUAUUAUUAGUGACAAUGAGGAGAUAGAAGAUAUUUUUAAAGUACUUAAUGGUGUAUUGCAACAGAUAAAAAAGAAAAAGGAAGAAAUGGAUUCAGUAUUCAACAAAAUUUCUGAAGAUGAUAAUUCCAGUGAAUAUAAAUCUGGAAAAAUAUAUAUUGAAGAUGGAGUUAAAGUACUUGGUUAUGUAAAUAACUUAAUUAGUAAUAUGGAUAAUUUAAUAAAAGAUAAUAAGAAAAUAAUACAGGAACUGAAUGAUCAAAAGAGUAAUAUAGAAAGAGAAAUGGCUGCUAAUUCUUUACUAGUUCAUAAAGUUAUUAAUAGGAGAGAGAAAGAAAAAGAAAAAACAGAGCCUAAAGAGAGUAUUCAUGUUAAAGUUGGUACUACAGUUAAUGCCCUAAAAAAUGGAGAAGAACACCCAGGGAAGCACAAGGAAGGAGAAAUCCGUUCUCAUAACAAUUUAAUGCAUGGUAAUACUAUUCGUGAGCAAGUAGAAACAAUGGGUAAAAAACAUAAAGAAUCACAAAAGGACGUAGGAUAUCAUAAAAUAGAUGGUGCAUCAACUAGUAGUGACAGUGAACAUACGAACAAGGAGAAACAGCAAGAAAAAAUAAUAGUAGCGCACGGAAGAGUGGAUGUUCCAGAAUCGGCUGAAUUAAGAUCUAAUAAUAAUAAUAUAGAAGCAAAUACAUUAGAAGAACAAAAAUUGAUAAAAGAAAAAGUUGCUACAAAAGAUAUUCGUGACGAUAUUAAUAUAGACAAUCAUACUAAAAAUGAAACGCAAACAUUGAGCGUAUCAAAUGUAAGUGAAACACAUGAGACCAAGGAUAAUAAUAAGGAUCAUUCAAGUUCAAGUGAUGAAAAAAAUCAAUCAAUGCCAAAAAGUUUAUUUGAAAGAAUUAAUUAUGCAAAAGGGAUAAUUAUUGGCUUAAGUAUUUUUGCAGCUAUGGGUAUGUAUAUCGUGAAUAUCAAAUAUGCUGAGGAAAAUGAAGACAAUGCUUUUGAUGAACAUAUAGUAUUUAAUGCAACUAAUAGUUCGUAUAACCAAAAUAAGGAAGAGAUCAUUGAUGUUUCUUUUUGUUGGAUAUGA